GGCCGGGAAAUGCAGCGGCGGAGCAGCAGGUGGUGCUGCCGCUCAGCCGCAGGAGCGAGCGCGGGGGUCCGCAGCCGCCAUUAGACAAUAGGAGGAGCGGCGGCGGCAGCAGCAGCAGCAGCCGAGGAAAGGCGAAGCGAGGCGGGCGAGGCCCCGGGAGGGGAAACUGCGCCGCUUGCCCUUCGCGUCCUUCCGGCCUUGGGCGACCAGCCCCGCUCGGGCCCGCAGCUCAGGCGCCUCCCCGCUUCCCAGAGCGAGAGCGAGAGAGGGGGGGCUCUGCGGGGGGGCUUCUUGCAACGGACCCCCCCCCACCCCCGGGGGAGCCAUCCCCGAUUGAGAGACCCACAAAGGCCGCCUCUCUCCUGCUGCAGAAGCCGCCGCCGCCGCCGCCUGGCGCUUCCUCGGCCGCCUUUGGCCGGUCGGCGGGGGGUGGCGGCUUUGCAAGCGGCUGCAGGAGGAGGAGGAGCAGCAGCAGCAGCAGCCGCCGGCUGGCUGGCUGCCUCCGGCUCGGCUGCCUCUCCCCGAUUGGCAUGAUGUUUCCGCAAAGCCGGCACUCGGCCUCUUCUCAUCUGCCUCAGCAGUUGAAGUUCACAACUUCCGAUUCCUGCGACCGGAUUAAAGACGAGUUCCAGUUGCUGCAGGCACAGUAUCACAGCCUGAAGUUGGAAUGCGACAAGCUGGCCAGCGAAAAGUCGGAGAUGCAGCGCCAUUACGUGAUGUAUUACGAGAUGUCCUAUGGCCUCAACAUCGAAAUGCAUAAGCAGGCUGAAAUUGUCAAGCGGCUGAAUGGCAUUUGCGCCCAGGUUUUGCCAUAUCUGUCGCAAGAGCACCAACAGCAGGUCCUGGGAGCCAUUGAGCGUGCCAAACAAGUGACAGCCCCUGAACUGAAUUCCAUCAUCCGGCAGCAACUCCAAGCCCAUCAGCUCUCUCAGCUGCAGGCGCUGGCCUUGCCCCUCACCCCGCUCUCCGUGGGCCUGCAGGCCCCCUCCCUGCCCGCCGUGAGCGCCAGCACCGGCCUGCUUUCCCUCUCGGCGCUGGGCUCCCAGGCCCACCUCUGCAAGGAAGACAAGAACGGCCACGACGGAGACGCCCACCAAGAAGACGACGGGGAAAAAUCUGACUAGGUGGAGCUUGUCCGGUCGGGGGAGGGAGGGGGGGAGCAGUGGGCAGCGUGGGGCGAUCCUGGUGGCGGUGGUGGGAGGCAGAAGAUGACGCAUUUAAUCCAAUUCCGGGGCUGGCGGGCAAACCACGAUUCUUCGUGGAGGGGGCACACGAGGGGCGAGACAGAAUUGCAGCAAUAACAUUUUAGCCCCCCUCCUUUUCCUGCCCCGUCUCCAUUCCAGGCCCCAUAGCAGGCAGGAACGAUUCCCCGAGCAAUUUGGGGCCUUUUGCGUGCAUGUUGGGGGGUUCAGGUGGGGGAGGGGUUUGACCUUCCUCCCCCCUUUCUAUCUCCAGUCCUCCCUUUAAAUGAAUUCCAAAGGGUUAAGCCAGCAUCCGAAUAUCCACGAUGCGUUCUUAAACUGGGUUACUCCCUCCCCCACAUCCAUCCAUCCAUCCUUUCCCAGGCUUUUUUUGCAAGAAACUAACAAACCGGGUUAGUUAUCCAAGGGGAAGGAAGGAUGUGGGUUUGCCCAAUCCUAGAAAACCAGAGAUCCUGGGAAAAUCCCCCUCCCCCAAGAGAUCCCAGCUGGAAGGUUUUCAGCCAUAGGUGGGGAGGACCAGUCGCUGGCACCCUCCCAGCCUGUAUAUCUCAACCUCGGCCCCUUUAAAAUGGGUGGACUUCAACUCCCAGAAUCCCUCAGCCUCACUUUUACUAAAGCAUGACCUAGGUCAGGGAUCUGCAAACUUGGCUCUUUUAAGACUUGUGGACUUCAAGUCCCAGAGUUCCUCAGCCAGCAAAGCUGAGGAACUCUGGGAGUUGAAGUCCACAAGUCUUAAAAGAACCAAGCUGGCUGAGGAAUUCUGGGGGUUGAAGUCCACAAGUCUUAAAGUCGCCACAGUCGGAGACCCCUGAUUUACUUACCCCGUGUGGAUUACACACACACACCCCUUGCAAAAGAAAUCCUAGAUCCAGCAAACUCGCCCUUACUUGCAAGUCCUCAGCAGCUGCAAGUCCUCAGAGCCAGGAAGCUCAUUACAGCUGGUCCUCAACUUACAGCCGUUCAUUUAGUGAUCAUUCAAAGAGGCCGCGGCACUGAAAAACGUGACUUUUAACCACCAGCCCUUCCACUCAUACGGCCAUUGCAACCAUCCCUGGACGCUGUGACAACUGGCGCAUAUUUUUGAAGUUUGUAGCGUCCCCGGGAUCAUGUGAUUUCUCCCGCUCGCGACCUUCCCAGCUGGUUUCCAAGAAGCAAAGCCCAUAAGUAAAACUGGAUUCACUUAACAACCCCCACGGUGAUUUGCUUAACAACCACGGCAACCGGAUAUAAUAACAUUGGGUGUGACUCCCUUAAAGCACCGCCUUGCUUAGCUGUGGAAAUUCUCAGUUGUGGCUGUAAGUUGAGGAUGACCUGCGCUCAAAGCAAACGGGAUCAACCUCUUAAAAGACUCUCCCGCACUGCAGGGUUGUCUUGUUUGAUUUUGGGCGGUCACUUGAGCAGCUGGACCUGAAUGGAUAAUACGUCCCGCCGAUUUCCUUGAAAAGCAAGCCAGAUUGACUCCUGGGGCGGGGUGGGGGGGCUUGCAAGGGUUCUGGCUGGGGCCGACCCUGUCAGACUACCUCCGCAUUGGAUAAUUUGCAAACUGCCAGAUCCCACUGGACUCCACUUCGAUAUUUUUAAUUUGCUUUCCCCCCCCCCUCCUUGGAGGCACUUAGCUCACAUCUGCCGAUGGGGGCUCUCCCCUGCAGAACUCUCUUUGCUUUAAAUUUGAUCCAUAUCGCCACUGACCAACCCUCCCUCCCCAACAAUCGCAAGCAGUAUCUGGGCUUUGCGAAGCCCCUUCCCCACCCCAACCCCCUGCCCCGCUCGACUCCUCUCUCGCUGGCCCCUCCCUCUGCUCCCACCAGCACUGUUUUAGCUAAGCAAGCACCUUUGUCAUUAUGCAUGUCUCGUUUUUAAGGUAGCACAGAAGCAAAAAUUUUAUAUAUAUACAUAUAUAUAUAAAUAUAUAUAAAUAUAUAAAUAUAUUAGUUGGGUAAUCUCUGCCUCUGGGUGAACCUCUCAAUGGCGUGUUGUUUUUUAACCUGCCUUGCUGUUUCCUUUCCCUUUUUUAUUUUUUCUUUCGGUUAAAAGAAGUUGGAAUUUGGAAAUCUUAUCUUGAAAUGAUGGCUCAACUCCCUUUUCUCAGCCGGAUGGUUUGAAAUUCAGGGAGUUUGAGGGGUGGGUGGGUGGGAAAGGAUGUGAGGGGAAGGGGGGGCUCCUGGAUGCCCCUUCCCAUUUCUUAAAAACAUCCCAAGGAUCCUGCAGCUAUUCUAUCUUUCCGUAAUGCUAGUUCUCGACUUUUUUCUCUUCCUGCCCCCCUCCGAUUUCCCCCAAAUAAAUUUUACGACAAAGAGAAAUUUUUUUCGUGUUUGUAUAUAUUCCUUUAGAGACAGAGAAGAGAGAGAGAGAGAAAUCUUGUUGGCUCCGUGUGUUUUAUUAAUCACUUGACCCUAUAUUAAGAGGAACUGAGACAAAAAUUCUGUAUUGAAAAUGUAAUAGCUGUGCCUUUUCAAAUAAAAAAAUCAGAUUGUUGGUUAAA
Molecule: messenger RNA, 3684 nt
Organism: Ahaetulla prasina
Lineage: Eukaryota; Metazoa; Chordata; Lepidosauria; Squamata; Colubridae
Gene: TLE5
Product: TLE family member 5, transcriptional modulator
Exons: 7
Coding region: 531-1124 (197 amino acids)
Biological process (GO): regulation of DNA-templated transcription; negative regulation of canonical Wnt signaling pathway
Cellular component (GO): transcription regulator complex; nucleus
Molecular function (GO): transcription corepressor activity; protein binding
Source: RefSeq, a predicted model, not a curated record